This is a messenger RNA of Oreochromis niloticus (Nile tilapia), 1483 nucleotides long. RefSeq names its product sperm-tail PG-rich repeat containing 1 (gene stpg1). The record is from RefSeq and is a predicted model, not a curated record. The transcript has 7 exons. NCBI's taxonomy places the organism in Eukaryota, Metazoa, Chordata, Actinopteri, Cichliformes, Cichlidae. The coding region runs from base 36 to 920 and encodes 294 amino acids. Gene Ontology annotation, cellular component: female pronucleus; germinal vesicle; male pronucleus. Gene Ontology annotation, biological process: epigenetic programing of male pronucleus. Gene Ontology annotation, molecular function: histone binding; chromatin binding.
AAAGAUGUUCAAUACAAGCUAAGUACCAAAUAGCGAUGACAACACAUCAGGAAAAGAAGGGCUUUUCCACCCAGGCUAAUAGGUUUGCUUCUCAAAUUAGUCUGAGUGAAAGUCCAGGACCGGGAACCUACGACUGCUUUACCAGCACUGAAGUCAACAGUCCUUCCUUCUCAAAGAGAGGCACCACCGGCUUUUUCCCAUCCAAGGUUGACAGAAGGCCACAGAGACCCACUCCAGGCCCAAAUGCAUACAACCUACAGAGUUCCUUCAUAAAUAAAUAUGACUUCAACACUGGAGCCUCCAGGGUCUUCAGGCUGCCCAUAGCUGUGCAGAUGGAUGGUCCCAAACAUAUAACUCCAGCUCCAAAUCAGUAUGAUGUCAGUUGUGUGAGGAGAGUAAGCAUCUCCUCAGUGGUUGGUACAGCGCCUUUCCUCUCAAGAACAACACGGGAUUCAUUUUGCCCAAACAAAAAUGUGCCAUCACCAGGCCACUACGAGGUGAACAGCAGCUUAAUCCAGCAUGGUUCAAAGGCGGUCUCGUCACCCUUCAGAUCAAAAACUCACAGAAUCCUUCCUCCGGCCGACCACCGUGUGCCGGGCCCGGGGGCCUACAACCCCCAUCAGGCACCCACCCCAGUGAAGAAGACCAUCCUUCCGAGAAGAUAUUUUUUGGCAAUAGCAGCACCUCCUCAGACUGUACCUAAGGAUCCUCCUUUGCCGGGCCCUGGGCACUAUGACAUAGGGCAGUAUGACCGGCCAUCAAAGCAGUCCAUACCCACUGCUGCUUUUGCAUCCAGAACUCAAAGAAUACCCCAAAAACCGAUGGCUGAUAAGAUCCCAGGACCAGGUUUAUAUAAUCCACAGCCCUUGUCAAAGCAGUCCUUCUUUUACAACGACUCCAGAGUCUGGGUUCCUGUGUGAAGCUUCCAGCUCAGACUGCACUGUAGAUACGUACAUCUUCACUCAGAUGAACUGUGAUUGUUGCUAUUCUUUGAUCGGCACUUUUAGAGUGAAUAAGAUGAAAAUUAAAUGUUUGCACCAAUUUAGUCUCUAGUUCCGUGUUUAUGUUGGCCAAUCAGACCUUGGAAUGUUUGGAUGUUUUCGGAAAUGAAUCAUAAUUAGUAUUUAUCCACUGUGGUGGUGGUGGUGGUCAAAUGCCAGAAUUCUUGAAAAGCCAUAUGUUUUGUCCUUGUGGAUUUGAUGCUCUAAAGUGAUAUAGAAGAAAGUGUUGGCACAGUCCCCAGCAGCUGCCGGUCCAGCCAAUGGUACGCCACAGUAACAGCUGAGAGCUCGAGAUGACACCACUCUGCCAACUGCCAGAGGGCAGGCGGAGGGGUGGAGUGACUGUGUAUGUGAGCAAUGUGACUGACUGGGCAUGAGGCAGGGUGGUGUUUAACCCAAAAGACAAAUGGACGCAUCACUCAGUCCCUGUAUCACAUGUUGCAUUGGAGCUGAGUCUUUCACAAUGUUUUAAAAAAAUCAAA